This is a messenger RNA of Bradysia coprophila, 3642 nucleotides long. RefSeq lists its product as uncharacterized. Lineage: Eukaryota; Metazoa; Arthropoda; Insecta; Diptera; Sciaridae. The record is from RefSeq and is a predicted model, not a curated record.
AAGCUUUCCGAACGAAAAGUUGUGCUAAGAAAACGUUUCUUUGGAAAACGGUUUCACCAUAUAAAAUCAGAAUUGGUCUGUUCUUCCCAAAAACUUAAUUACGGCGUCGUCCUAUUAAUAAGAAAAGAAAUUUUGAAAUCAAAAUUAAUGUAAAUGAAAUAUUAAUUCAACUUAUCGAUUUUUCGAUAUCCUUUUUUUCCUGGUAAAGACAAUGGAAAGUUUGAAUUGAAUGUGCAGUAUUGUGUUGAUAAAUAAUUGGUUUUUAGUUAACAUACCAUACAGUCGAUAAAGGAACUGAAGCAGAACCGAAAAAAUAUGUUUGUUUAACGGUGUGUAAUUUACUGUUUAUUCAAAGUGCUUGAGGAAUAUAAUUCCGAGUUUAUUUGUGUCGAUUUAUAGUUUGCAUUAAGGGAAGAAAUAUCUAAAAAUAAUCCAUCGAGGGUUUAACGGAAUAGAAUUAUUUGAAGUUUACUGAGGCUUACCUAAAUCGUAAGACUGUGCGGUUAAUGAAGGGAUUCUGAGUUAACGGAAAGGCAUUGCGUAGACAAACUCCAUCGAGUGUAAAAACAUUAUACAAUUGCAACAUAAGCUCAAGUCCCCGGAUGGAUAUCAUAGUAAAUAAAACAGAUGGUGACCAUCAAUGGACCAUAAUAUUCACUGUUCUACGCGGGAACAUUGCCCAUUAGAGCAUGCAUCAUCGGCGUUUCAAUCAUUCGAUACGGUACGAGCGUUACAUCAAAGUGUGUUAUGCUUACGUGCAGCAUUAGAAAAUGCGCAUAAAGAAAUUGAUACUUUGAAGAAACAAAUAUCUGUACAAACCGACGUGAAAGAAGGGAAAAUAUUCCGUGAAACGCUAGGCGUACAAACUGAGAAUACAGAAGGAAAGGAAAAUUUAACUAAUAUUAAAAAAGCCGAUGUGAACACCAUACCUGAGCGAAAAACAGAGGUAGAAACGCAGAAGACUGACGAAGUAAUUGUAGAAGACGAACAGAAAACCGAAGACACCAAACCAGAUCACUCGUUAAGGGCUAAAAGAAGGACUCGCAGAGAUUAUCAUAAAAGCGAAAAACGUACGGAGCAAUAUGAUUUCUCUAAGUCGACUUUCGUUCCUGACAUAAGGAUUGUUACAAAUCCAUCUGCUUCCAAUAAAAGUCGCAAGCAAAUGGCUUCAAAAAUCGACGUAAAAAUUAAAUUAUCUUCGAAUGUGAACGUAGACAGUACCAGUUCAGGAACUGCCGAAGAUAGUAACUCCAACUCAGGAAGCGAUUCAGCACCUGAUUCCGAACUUCCUGACGAACAACCAGAGAACCUAGAGUCACUGAAUAUUACUGAACAAACAACGAACGUCUCCACAAACACUCCAGCCCACGAUAUUGAAGUAAUUGCUCCAGAGGAAGAAGCUAGUAAACCGAACUGUGAGGAAACCUUAGAAAAUCAAACCAAACAAUCAGAAGACAUAUCUACGGAAGAGCAAGUUAGAAACUCAACUGUCAUUGCCAGAAGUCUUAGACAUAGCACGACAUCGUCAGAAGCGAACGAAGAGGUUGACGACAUUGAAUUGAUCUUUUCUUCGGACGAUAAGGAACAUCUUCAAGAAGAUUUAGUUUCAAUAUCAGACUUCGAACCUUGGGAAAAAGCUGGUUCGACAGGUACACCGAUCCUAGUCAAUUUCAACGCGUUGUCGUCCAGUGAAGAACUGAAUAAUAAAUCGAAGAACAAGAAAUCAGUUGGGAUGAGUAUGGAAACGGAUGAGGAAGGCCUAGAAAACCAGUCCGAUAUGAAAAGAGAUGAGAGCGUCGACGCAUUUGAACAGGUCGAAAACACUGCAGUCACAACUGGACUGGGCAGGAGAUGGACGAAUCACAAUGUUUUAAUUGAAACAGACAUUUCAAAGUGUGGCAUAGCUGAGGACACUGUAAUAGACAUGGGUCGACGAAAUACAUGUCCAAAUCCACCAUCAUACCGUCCUCUCAUGCAUCGUGAAACAUUGGCUCAAGCACAGGCUCAAAGUAGACAUUCGUCAACUAGAUGUCCUUUGGCUGUAAAAUUUUCUCGCAACAGUCGUACCCACUACCAUCACAGCAACCGAUCUGCCCGGCCAAUAUUGCAAGAGAGCAAUAAAUGCGAACCGAAGCGAAGCAGUUCAGCUCAAACAGAAAUAUCGGCGUUGCCCGAACACUGGCAAUCCGAAAGUAAUUUGAUUUCUGGUCGAUAUGGUGAUGGAUUCUACACGUUGCCAUCGAAAUUCGUACCACCGCCAAGUAUGGGAAAGAACCGGCGACCAUCACAAAUGACUGACAAGACACAAGAUGCGAGGCGUGUAAUGCUAAGCGACAUUAACUUCACCAGCAUGGUACCUGAACUAUCUCGAUCAGCCGAUCAUUUAUGUCAAGACGAUGAAUAUAAUGGAAAUGGAAACGAAUCGUCGUACUACAAAGGGAAUCAUCUGCAAACUCCAGACUACAGCAAAGGCAUCACUCCAAGUGCUAGCAUGACAUCACCGGGAGUAUCGCAAUGGACAGUCAAUGAAAAUAGUUUUGGCACACAGACAACACAAACCGAUAAUUUUUGGAACAAUUGCGAUUCGUUUGAUUCCAGCAAGAGCUACACGAUGGGAUCAAGAUUCUCGACGAUUCUGAAUAAGUCCCAUCGGUCUCGAAGUGUUCCAUCAAUUCAGUGUUCGAUCUGCAAACAGAACCAUGGACGGAUUCGCGCAUCGGAGAGUAUGCACUACACUCCGAGAGUCACAUUCAGGGAACCGACUAGCACCAAUUCAGUUCGUGGUUCGUUGCCUGACCUUCGCAACGAAUGUACGUGUAUGCAUCGAAGAACAUGUGGCCGUCCAUCAUUGCUACGAUUGCAUACAUAUUCCAGUGGUUCAACCGAAAGUCUUCUAGAUGAGGCCGACGAUUAUUUAAACAAAUCCGUUGACGGCAUGUCGAAUUUCAAGGAGGACCGGAAAACGAGUGAAGUCAACCGAAGACGGUCUGAGAACGACAUAAAAAGAGACUACAGUCCAUCGAAACAAUCACUACCAUUUUUGCCAAAAUCUCCAAAAUGUCUGAAAUUAGGGCAUUUGGCCAAAGUCAUUACAAAAUCGGGUCGGGUUGUGAUAGGUAGAGUUCGUUACAUUGGACCGUUGGCGUCUACUCAAUUCGGUGAGGAUGAAUGUUUUGUAGGACUGCAACUGCCCAACAGUUUGGGUGACUGUGAUGGGACGAUCGAGGGACGAAAAUUCUUUGACUGUGAACCCCAACAUGGCAUUUUCGUUCCGUUUCACAAAAUUGUUAUGGCCUGGACUGCAUAAAACAAUAGUCUGCAUGGAAGUCAUAGACAUGGAACUGAAAACAUUUCUGUGCAAAAUUGGAGUGAUGUAGCGGCAAAUGAAUUGAAUGAAGCGAAAAAUUCCAUCCUGAUAAUGGACGAGACCCUAUUUGGUUUACUUUAUGUUUGGUGACCCAUUUCUUUUUCUAUUUAAUUUACUUUAAGUAGCAAAUUUCGUGAUGCAAUGAGUAGAACUUGUCGACUGUUCGUGGCUAAUAAACUGAGAGCUUACAAUGAUGGAAAAUGGUACAGUCAAAGGCAGUCAAUUUUCAGCAUAAAUUAGCUUCAGCUGUUUUUCAGCUGAUCCAUACAAACAAU